Effrenium voratum is the source of this 618-nucleotide messenger RNA. The record is from the annotation of a GenBank genome assembly. Lineage: Eukaryota; Dinophyceae; Suessiales; Symbiodiniaceae.
AUGUCAAUCGGCUGGGCAGUGCUCUGGGCAGAGCUAGUGGAACUGCUGAACACGCUCUACUCGGCCUUUGAUGAGGUGAUCCUUGAUUGGGGCCUUCACAAAGAAGUGAUCGGGGACGCCUACUUCAUUUCAUCUGGCUGCCCAGUGACUGAGGAUGAGAAGGCAGCGCCUGACCAGUUCGCCAUGCGCGCGGUGGAGGUGGGCCUUGCACUGCAGCGAGUGGUGCCUACCGUGUGCGACGACAACUCGGUGCAGAUGCGAUGUGGCAUCCACAGCGGCAACGUCAUCGCCGGGGUGGUGGGUAAGAAAGGACCUCGGUACCACCUCUUCGGGCCGAGCGUGGAGUUUGCCAACUUGAUGGAGAGUACUGGGAUCCCCACAAGGGUGCAGAUUAGCAGCGCCACAAAGGCGUGGCUGGACUGUGGAGGACACGACUACGACUUCGAGGAACGGCUCGUUGAGAUCAGUGGCGAAGAGCACAAGACUUUCCUGGUGAACAGGAGCAAGUCGCGGGCAGCUCGGCAGAUUCGCACCGCCCUGGCGAUGCACCGCCAUGAUCAGGCGACGGUGACUGGGGACAAGCACCCCAGACCGGCGAAGUCGGGGUCCAUGCUUUGA